AUGAACCACUCCUCGAGAAGUCGCUCACGAUCUCCAAUUCCCCAAUCCUGGUAUUCAGUUGCCACAUCGUCAUCUGAUUCCUCACCACACUUACGUUCUGCCGUGGUGGAAGGAGAAUUUCCAUCCACUGUUCGAACACGAUCCGGUCGACGAAGGUAUCAAGAGAUGCUUGAAGGCACUGCAACGAGGACCAGUCGUGCGAAGAGUCGCCUGCGCCGUAGUCCUCGCUCCCUUGUCCCGGUUGCGGCUUCAAAUGCCAUGGAUAGGGGUGUAGGUGGUAGUUCCUCUACUUUGUCUUUCAAUGCCAAAGGACCGGAUGAUUUUGUCAAUCCAAGGUCUGAAACUAAGUUGUUGAGAGAUGGAAUCUUCAAUGGCACUGAUGCUACUGCUGCCCUAACCAAAGAUUCAAACGGUGACGAUGACUGUGCCAUUUGUAGAGACCGAAAGGUCAAUCAGUCCUACCUCCUGCCUUGCAUGCAUACAUACUGUUUUCAGUGCAUUCUCCAAUGGGUACGAAUAAAUCCCACUUGUCCUCUGUGCAAGGCUCUCGUGUGGAAAAUUAUCCAUUCCAUCAAUUCUGACAGUAACUUCAAAGAGUAUGAUAUACGUUCAUCGCCUCGCAAUGUUAUCAACCUAAUGACCCCAAUAGUUAAUCUCCUUAAUACUGAUCUACAUCAAUCUCCGAUUGCUGUUUCAAAUACUCCAGACACGAUUUUCCAUCCAGAACCCCGUUCAACACUUCUAAUGACUCUUGUUUUACGUGCUCUACGCACCCCAACGAUGAGUCCGAAUUUACUGCGACGCCUAGUCUACGUCAACAGGUUUUAUACCUAUCCUACUCCUUUGCCCGCCCACUCCAACACCGUGGACACCCUUCCUUGCCUUUCCCGAUGCACAAGUCGCUCCUUUCUCGCGGACAAUGAGGCUCUACGAACGCGUCUCAUUGAUUUUACCCAAAGGGAACUAUUCUACCUUGCACCCUGGGUGGACUACAUGCAGACGAGUCGUGACGCUGUGGCGAUUCAACCACUGGGUGCGGGAAACUCGAGCCCUUCGGAGGCACUAGGUCGGUUGUCGAUGGGUAUUGUGUGCCGAAUUGCCUCCCACCUUGUGCCGCUGGCCCGGGUGGAUGAUUUCGCCGAUGCCAUCAGAAGGAUAGACGAUCGUGAUCAGGGUGGAGAUGGACUCCUAGAUUCAGUCUCCACCAAUGCCUUAAAACAUUUUAGUUGGGAGCUUCUCCAAUUCGCUAAGUUUUCUGGUACUCUGCAGGAAUACUACUCCCAAUCCUGUCUCUACGCGAAUCACUUCACUGGAGGACACAUGAGACUGGAUUAUAGUCCACCAAUGCACACUGUUGUUUACAUAACUCCAAGACCUGGUGAUGUGGCUGCUAGCGGUUUUGCAAGUUCCUUCGAUGGAGUAUCAAAGGAAACAGCACAGUGGUUAUAUCGUCACCUCUUCAAUGCACCAAGAUCUCCCUUUAUGUCACUUACCUCUCAUCCAGAUAGCAAUGUUAUUCGGAUGGCCUGCCGGACCCUUCAAUGUCCGGCUUCUUAUAACCCCAGUAGGCUCGUCAACUCGAACGACUCCGCCUACCACCUCCGGCGUCAAGGAAUACGCGGUCUCCUAUCGCGUAUGACCGAGCAGAUCUGGUCUGACGAGGUAGCACAAAUGGCGCUCUGUGAGCUGAUCGAUCAAGCGCGCAUAGGAUCUGUCAUGGAGAGGCUCACACAUCAUGGGAGACAGCUAGUUUUGCAUCGCAUCGCCAAUCUCAUCGCUUUCUUCUCGCAGCCUACUUAUGCUGUCCGCCCAAACAUCCCUCUUCCAUUAGUAGAGCCCAGAGAUCAUGGUGAGGUUUCUCAGCCUCCUGUACGACUUUCCAGACCCACAACGUCUCCUCAAGAGGCAAGUGCUGUAACGAUCGCGCUGGGAGAAGACAACUCCGACACGGAGGGGGGUAGUGACGAAGCUAUUGUUGUUUCUGAUAGUGAGGAGUCGACACAACAGUCCUCAAGUGGUUGUUCUUCUAUUCCUCGAUGCUGCGUAGAGCACAGAAAACAUUGUUGCUGUUGCUAUCGACGCAGAUCGGCAGAACAUAUGAAGCCUACCGAAUUUGCGCACAUGUUCAAGGCAUUUGUAGAGUUUUACGAGGAGCGACGCAGGAGACGGAGACUCCGUCCGCAGAUGCUGAAUAGACCCUCUUCACCCAUUGUAAUCUCAGACGAUGAUGAAGAAGAGGAUGAGCCGGAACCCCAGCCAGGUCCAUCCAGACCUCGGAAGGAGUCGCCGCAGGAAACUUCUCCACGGCAACUCAUAAAAGUGGCGGAAGAUAACCUCAUAAGAGAUUCAGAGGAACUUCCUUCAGUUAUCAUUCGUCCGACCACGGCCAAUGAAUUCUACUCCUUGUUGAAUGAGGCAAUGGACUGCGACAAGGAUGAGAUUCCAAACACCUCAGUGUCCAAUGCAUCAUGCUCCCAACCCACAGUCAAACAGGAGGAAGAACCCCAAAGACCUUCUAGACCCACCUCUGCCCCCUCAUAA
Molecule: messenger RNA, 2541 nt
Organism: Hydatigera taeniaeformis
Lineage: Eukaryota; Metazoa; Platyhelminthes; Cestoda; Cyclophyllidea; Taeniidae
Source: the annotation of a GenBank genome assembly